GAGCCAAUUAGAAAGAUAAAACCCCUUUCGUUCAAAAUACCUGCAUUCUUGAAUCCGAGAAUCACCCUGCAUUUUCCUGUUGUAUGGAUCAAUUUUCUAUUCAAAAUUCAAAUGAGAUAAAGCCUGAAGAAGCUAUGCGUGAAAACUAACAAUUUUGGCACUGGUCAUACUUGGGCCGGACCCGUGCCCUUAUUAGGCCUCACCAUAGGCCCAUCUGACUUUUGAAAUUUGUGAGGAGAGAAGUGAACUGCUGCUUCAGUGAGCUGCCGAUUCUCCUCCGGUUAUCGGGACCGCCGAUACUGCCAUUCUCUGCCGACUGAAGCUUUGGCUUUCUCCUUCGCCGUCCUCCAUUCAAGAAAAGUCAACCCAAUUUGGUCAGUUCUUCGCAGAUACUCUUUCAUUUCUCCGAUAUUCUUCUCAAGUCAUUCACAUAGUUGCGGAACUUCGUUGCUCUAGUCCCGUUUCUGCGCUCCCGAUCGUAUAUGAUGGGUGCUUUGAGACUGAUUAGUGCAAAUUCAUAUCGGAGAACCGCUAUAGCAUUGAGUUCUCCGGCCGCCCAACUCAGUGGAAUUUCUCUGCUACAUGGAAUCAGAAGUUUCACUUCUCAGAUUGCAACUCAAGAAGGGGAAGAUGGGCAUUCCUUCCCGGUCUCUUAUCUGACGAGCUCACUCGGGUUCUCAGUAGACAGCGCCAAACUUACAUCCAAGUUUUUGAAUUUUCGAACGGCAGAGAAACCGGAUGCAGUUGUUAAUCUGCUGAGAGGGCAUGGAUUCUCCAGAACCCAAAUCGCCAAAUGCAUCAAGUACUACCCUAGUCUGCUUCUGCUCGACACCGAGAGAAUACUUCGUCCCAAGAUCGACUUCAUUCGUUCCAAGCUCGACUUACUUCAUUCCACUGGCAGUGCUCUACCCGAGCUUACAAAGUUUGUCUCUUCCAAUCCCCAUCUGUUGCAUGUGAGCUUAGAGAAACGCCUGAUUCCUCGGUAUAAUGUGCUCAUGGGUGUCCUGCUUCAAGACAGUAGAGUUGUGAGCGUUCUGAAUCGCUCACUGUGGAGCUUUGUUGGCAGUGUAGAUUCCACCAUUGUUCCCAACCUAGCAUUUCUUAGGAAGCUAGGAGUGGGCGAGAAGUCCAUAACUAACUUGGUAUUUAACUUCCCUAGUGUGGCUUUCAAGAGCCACUCCCAUUUUGCUGAAAGCGUUGAGCUUGCCAUGCUAUUAGGAUUUGAUCCAUUGAGGGGAAACUUUGUUGGUGCAAUUAGAGCGCUUGCUUGUUUGAAGAAAUCAAGCUGGGAGAAAAGAUUGGAGGUGUAUGGGAGGUGGGGGUGGUCAAAGGAUUUGACUUUGUUGGCUUUCAAGAGAUAUCCACAAUGCAUGUGUGUUUCGGAGGAAAAGAUCAUGCAGACAAUGGACUUCCUUUUGAACAAACUAGGUUGGGAAUCAAAGGCUGCUGCUAAGUGCCCAGUUAUCUUCGGCUUAAGCUUUGAGAAGAGGGUUGUCCCUAGGUGUUCCGUUGUGCAACUGUUGCGGCUUAGAGGGUUGAUUGAUGAUAUUCCUAGCUUGAGUGUUUUCUUGUCUCCUGUAGAGUACCGGUUUAAGGAUAAGUUUGUUGUCAAAUAUCCAGAUUAUGAGGCUGAAUUGUUGGAUGUGUAUGAACGACGAGUGAAUGUCGUUGAUUUUCGAACUAUGGCUACUGAGAGAUGUUAAAUCAAGAUUCUAGUGUUUUCUCUUUUUUACCAUGUUCUUGAUUUUGACAGAUGCUUGAGUAGAACAUAUUGCGUCUUCAUUGAUUAAAAAAUUAUGAAAACUUAUGUAACUUCUCCAUUGUUAGGUUGACAUCAAUUGAGAGUUUCAGGUCACAUUCUGCAGGCAUAAGAAAAUGCUGCCAAUAUUUGACUUUUGCAUCUAUGCCUUGAAAAUAUGUUCUGGAGGUGAGGUCCUGAAUAUAUUUCCAUUGUUAUGUAUCUUGAGCUUCUUCAGCAAAAGUUACAUAGCUUGAGUUUUGUCAUUGUUUUGGUGUGCUCUUCUAUUGUGCAGGUGUCAUUGUUUGUCUUAGCUUGUGAUUUAUUAACAACAUAUUACUGGAAUAGAGGCAGAAGUAGUAGGAUGUACAUGAGCUCCACACGCUAUUGUGUUAACUGGUUCUAGUAAUAUAGCUCUCUGUAUUGCCCAACCUAUGCGUUGGAUCCACCACCUCUGUACUGCAUGCUAGUUUCAAUGGAAUGAGUGGUGCAACAAUGCAAGAAUUGCAUUUAGCAUCUUCUCUGCCAUGGGAAGCCCUGCACAAAGCACAAACCCUUCUCCCUGUCCUGAACAGGUGGUACAUGUUUCCCAGGUAAUCGAACUUAGUUGCCUUGUCUUGGUCGUCCUCCAGAAACCUCUCAGGUCUGAACCCAUAAGAUUAUGCCAGAUCUAUGGUGCCUGGUGGAUUGCAUAAAUGUUAAUUUACUGC
This is a messenger RNA of Linum trigynum, 2448 nucleotides long. The record is from the annotation of a GenBank genome assembly. NCBI's taxonomy places the organism in Eukaryota, Viridiplantae, Streptophyta, Magnoliopsida, Malpighiales, Linaceae.